Molecule: messenger RNA, 898 nt
Organism: Coregonus clupeaformis (lake whitefish)
Lineage: Eukaryota; Metazoa; Chordata; Actinopteri; Salmoniformes; Salmonidae
Exons: 9
Coding region: 111-797 (228 amino acids)
Biological process (GO): mitotic sister chromatid segregation; regulation of attachment of spindle microtubules to kinetochore; spindle organization
Cellular component (GO): centriolar satellite; microtubule plus-end; mitotic spindle
Source: RefSeq, a predicted model, not a curated record
AACAUUUUCAAAUCGUCGGGCGCGUUCAUUGAGCUAGCUAAAUUAUAAAAGAACGGGCGCUUUCUAAAGUAAGUUUCUCCGUUUUCAUCAUUAAGUACAAUAUACGUUUGAUGGCAUCGAAAAUUCCUAGAUGCGGACAGAGUGUGCGACCUGCUGGCAGUGCUGCAGAAAUGAAGAGGGCGGCCAAGAAAUACGAUUUCAAAGAGACAGCUGUACCGCCAGACUUCAAUUUCUUUCCAAAAACUGUUAUUCUCAAGCCUCUCAAUGAGAACGUACCAAGAAAGUAUGUUGUAGCUAAAGUGUAUAAAGGCCCUUCCACCAGAUAUGGACAGCAGCAGUCAGAACUCAAGGGCCAGAAUCAACUUUUAGUGGAAGCCAAUGAGGAACUGCAGAAAAACCUUACAGAAAGACAGCAAAAAGUUGCCCAGCUGGAGCAACGAUACAGUGACCUCCAAGGAACCAAUGCAGACAUCCAGAAACAACUGAAGGACUGCCAUGCGCUACUAGUCGCUGGAAAUAUUGAUCCAGUUUUGGGAGAGAAAAUUGGAGAAACUGCACAGCAAAAUGAGGAUAAACAAAGAGAGGUGGUGAACGUAUCCCAAGAUCUGUUGCGUGAACUGCAGACAUUUGGUGACAUGGCAACAGAACAAAGUGCACAACUAACAGAAGUUCAAAAGAUCAUGAAGGCUCUCACCGAUUCUCGGGAGCAUCUGGUGCAGGAGAGGGAGAAUUUCUCCUUGGAAGUUGAAGAAAUGGAGAAGGCUCUUGAGGAAGCAGAGCAGCUAUUAUUGGAGUAGAUACUGUGUGUGUGUGUGUGUGCUUGCUUUUAAUGUAAGUAUAAAUAAACAUUGAGUCUUUCGACUAACUUAAUUUUGGUAAUUAAACUCGCAAACUGAAA